AUGUGCUUCGCAAACUUGGCACUUGUUGUCCUUCUGAGCAACCGCUGGAUGGAAAGCGGCCACUUCCCACUUUCCAACAUGUACGAGUCUCUGAGCUUCCUUGCGUGGGGAGUCACUGCCGUCACGCUGUAUUUCACUGCCACAGAGGGCAGCAACGAUGACACCAAGUACUUUGACUCGCAGAGCAAGCUUGGUGGAGCACAGGCCAAGAAGGUCACCAGCGACAUCGCAGCUGUUUGGGCAUCACCAGUGGCUCUUGGCAUCGUCGCCUUUGCCCAGUUCUCCCUGCCCAAGGCUUUGCAGAAGGCUGGCGCUUUGGUUCCUGCUUUGCAGUCCAACUGGCUGGUCAUGCACGUCUCCGUCGUGAUGUGCUCUUAUGCCACGCUCCUCUUUGGAUCGGUACUUUGCAUGGCAGUGCUGGCACUGAGUCAGCCGAAGGAAAGCCCCGUGACGGCCAUCCGCGAGGCAGUCCAGCCAGCGCUCCAAACCAUCGCAAAUGGCCUGCAGCCUCAGCCCGCUGUUGCUACAGCCGGACAGGCUAUGGGCUCCCCCAGCACUCCCGUGGCCAUGACCGGUACCACUGGCCUUGAUGCUGGCAACACAGCAAGCAGCGAGAAGGGCCGAGACGUGGAGGUUGCCGUGGCGAGCUCUUCUGCUGCUGCCGGCAAUGUCACCGUUGAGUUCUCGUCCUCCUCAGCAGCUGCAGUUCUGUCCGAGGAUGAUCAGCUUGCGAUCACCUUGGAUGAUCUCGCGUACCGAUCCUUGUUGCUGGGCUUCGGCUUCUUGACCGCUCCUCAGAAUGAAUUCUUGAGCAUAGACCAAACUGUGAAGCCAAAUGAAACGCAACAAACACUUCACCCUACAAAGCAGAACUUGCCAAGGACCAUUGGCAUCGUUUCGGGAGCCGUUUGGGCCAAUGAAGCCUGGGGCAACUACUGGAGCUGGGAUCCAAAGGAGACUUGGGCGCUGAUCACCUGGUUGGUCUACGCAGGAUACUUGCACACCAGGCUGCAACUUGGCUGGGACACCAGGGAGAGCGCCAAGAUCGGCGCCUUUGGCUUCCUGGUGGUUUGGGUGUGCUACAUUGGCGUGAACUUGAUGGGCAUUGGUCUGCAUUCCUAUGGUUUUUUCCUGAAGUGA
Messenger RNA from Cladocopium goreaui, 1140 nucleotides. The record is from the annotation of a GenBank genome assembly. Lineage: Eukaryota; Dinophyceae; Suessiales; Symbiodiniaceae.